Actinia tenebrosa (Australian red waratah sea anemone) is the source of this 1989-nucleotide messenger RNA. RefSeq lists its product as uncharacterized. The record is from RefSeq and is a predicted model, not a curated record. Lineage: Eukaryota; Metazoa; Cnidaria; Anthozoa; Actiniaria; Actiniidae.
GUUUGGUACCAAAAUAAAACGAUCGUAAGCCAUUCGGAUCGGCCGAAACCAAAACACUAGAUAGAACAACCAAGAACAAUACCUUUCCUUACACAAACAAAAUUUUAAUGUGCUCCCUUGACUUGGCGAGCGGCGCAUGGCCGAAAUAGUUGGCGAUGAGCCAUACAAACGAAAGCAAGCAGUAGCAGAAGAAUCCAAAGGCGGAAGUAGCGACUGGUUGUGUUGUGUUGACUGGAAGUUCCAAACUUCGUCCUUGACAAAAUGCAAACAAGUGAAUCAGCUAGCGUUGCCGAAAGAAAAAAAGGUAACAGAAUAUUCGAAAAUGCCAAGAAGUGGGGUCUUUCCUUUGCCAUGAGAAAAAUAUUAUUAGAGAAUGCUAUGGCAUGCUACGUUCGCGCAGAAGAUUUAGCCUCGAACAACUUGGAUGAGUAUUCUUCCGCCUCAAAAAAUCAUGGCAAAGCAGCUUGGAAACUUUUCGGCCUUCUUAAAGAAAAACAAGAAGAGCAAGACAACACUGUUUUAUAUUUAAAGGAGGCUGCAAAGUUCUUCUGUGUCUCAUAUGAGAAUGGAUCUCGUAAACACGACGAAUGGCGAAACGAUUUGUUGAUAUCUUUGAACAAUUGCGUUAAAGAGUUGCACGAUAUCUGCCAGAAUGUUAAUGAAGUCGACGAAAAGUGCAGAAUCUUAUCCUCUUUUAUUAAAGUCAUCACGGUGAAGGAUUUCCACGUAGAACUACAGAUAAACCAUACAGAGAUUUUAUUCCACGAUGCCCUCAAAUUCCUGCAAAAUAAAGAUUAUAAAGGAGCUUUGAAGCGCUUGAAAGAAUGUUAUCGACCGAUUGAGGAAGCGAAAAUGGUCAACCAGUCAGAAUCCUGCGCCGCUGAAAUCAGGAUACUAGAACAAGAUGUGUACUUCCACACUUGCUCAGCUGAGUCUAUCCAAGCUUGUGAAUGUGGCAAUGAAGUCUUGAACAUUGCAACCCUGAACGAGGAAUCCCUUAACAUGAAUCUAGUGUGGGACGCCGUUGACUGGUACAAAAGAGCUGCCAUUCUCACAAGAGAGCUCGACUUAGAACAAGAAGCCAUCGCUCUAAGCCAUUUAGGAUUCGUCUACAACAAAGUCCUGAAGGACAAGGACAAAUCCAAGGAAUAUUAUAAGAAGUGCUUUGAGCUUGCAGAGUCUAUGAAGCCACGCACUUUCUUCACUCAAGAUUGGUACCAGCAGUGUGUGUCAACUUUGCAAGAGUUCCAGAAGGAAGAAUGGUUAAAGGAUGAAAGGAUAGAUGAGGAAGCCAGGGAAGUUAGGAUCGUAAAGAUAAAGAAAGAGCUCGAAGACCUCAAAGAGAACAACACUGGAGAAUGUGAAAUCUUAAUUCAUGUUUAUAACACUUAUCCUCCAAAGAAUUCAAAAUGGGUAAAGCCAAGUGAGAAAGAUAUGGCAAAGUGGGCCAAGAUGAAAAAGAAAGAUUUUAAGAAAGUCCUUUUAAAAGGAAUAUAUGAUUAUCAUCCUGACAAGAUUGACGCUGAGGAACAUUGUGAGAAAUGGAAGACCCUGUGUGAAGAAAUUACCAAACUCCUCACAGCACAUUAUGAUUAUUUGAAAAUGUCAAAUGAAGAAGAACAAGAACAAGAAGAAAGGAGAUGUUACGUAAUGUAAUAUGAUAACCCACAUCAGCACCCUUUGGUGCCGGUCUUAUUUUAGAACUAGACGCAUAUCGGCGUGAACUCUAGUCUCCCCCACAGCCGCUUUCAGUGUCGUCACGCAACGCUUUCUCCCCUGACUACUCGAUGAGCGCAUGUGGCUACUACAGAAUUGCGAAACUGGGRUUUAGUUCAUUUAUUUUUACUGGAAUGCUUUAACAAACAUGUUUUUACGGGUUUGCUAAGGAAGCAAGUAUAAUCUAUAUAUUUUCGUCCGCGCCCUGGAGAGCCUCGUUAACAGGCUAUCCGAGGUAUGGACUGCAAUUCCGCUUCAUUGAUCUUCUUUUGU